This is a messenger RNA of Aspergillus pseudonomiae, 702 nucleotides long. RefSeq lists its product as uncharacterized. Bases 4 to 318 code for a protein of 104 amino acids. The record is from RefSeq and is a predicted model, not a curated record. NCBI's taxonomy places the organism in Eukaryota, Fungi, Ascomycota, Eurotiomycetes, Eurotiales, Aspergillaceae. The transcript has a single exon.
GGAAUGACAUACACUGCCAGUACCAGCUCAUGCUGUCUGCCACUCAUGAUGCCAUGCACGUAUUGUUUCACGUCCAACCACAGGCUCCUUAAUCCACGGCCAGACUACCCACUUACAAAGAGGGCCCCUAUAGGUUGGCAUCUAUACAGCCUCAUCAUCUUGCAUCGAAAGGGGAAAGAGGGUAGAAGUUAUGGGCCCGGAAUAUGGGGAAAGAAAGCACACACCGAGCAAGACCAAUACAAGGCAAGACUUGAUGCGACGAGCGUGCCACGCUACCGGCACGGUGCUCCUUGCAUAUUAGCCAAGAUACGUCAUUAACCACAUAGUAAUCCGACUUCUAGAAGGGUUCUUGUGGGUACGAUACUAACUGAGGCUAUUUCCUAUUUCGGACGAUAAUAGGAUUUAGAUAGUAUAACAAUCUCCCCGCCUCACAUAUAAAAGCUGAGUAUCAGAGACAGUCUUCGAGAGGAAGGGCAAGUAGAAUUCCCACCAUGGCUAAACAAGAGCUUUCAGAAUCGGAAAGCCAAGAAAAGAUCACCGUGGUGGCUGGCAAGCCUACCAGGCCUCAGAUUGUGUUUCCACACGGGUGGAGACUGUGCUUUAUUAUACUUGGGUAUGCUAUACUCGCGAUUCCCGGGCCAUUUAAUACUUCGUUGGCUAAACACAAAUAUUGGUCCUAGGCUGGUGAUUAGCCUUUUUUUG